AUGAAGCAGUACUUACCACUCCAAGAUUUUGACGCCGUCACUGGCGCUCUCAACUUCAACACCCCCGAUUGCAACGUCACCGGCGGAUGCGAUCUCUACACAACGAAGUCGACCGGCUCCGAUAAGAAACUGUACAAGAACAUCGAUAAGGACCUCAACUCACAACAUGCUGCGUUGCUCAAGCUGGGCGCCAGCUUGUCACCGCCGGAUCGCGAAGCCAUGCUGGCGACGUCACCAAACAUGCAAAUGUUUUCUCACUCAAGCGCGUUCGGUCCUCUUUCCGAAUUGUCAAGUCGUCGCACCUUUGCUUAUUUGAUUGCGACGCUCAACGCAAGCCAUCAACAUUACGACUUUUCGCACGUUCUGAGACCAGGCGAUUUUAAGAGGGAGAGGAAUUUGCGCCGAGUGAUGGGAAACCUUGAUUCCAUCUUGCAGAAUGUCAGACCGCAUGUCGAGGCCCGACCGGUUGAGCAGGCCACGUCUUCCGAAACUAAAGCGGUCUGGGGCCCACAAUGCUGGUCCAAGAUUGACAAAGAGAUGCGAUUGAACGAAUGCACCGUCUUCAGCUACAACCCAGACGUUGAUCCCUUUGAAGAGGAUGAAUCUGCCAUUUGGGCGGCACAUUACUUCUUCUUCAACCGCGCUCUGAAGCGAGUUGCUUAUCUCUACGUACGCGUUGUCCCGGUCGUCUCGUCGCAAUCACCACGUCUGCAGCCGGCGCUUCCAGGCUCUGUAAAGCGCACGCGGGGGACUCAUUUCGACGCACUGGGUGCCAACAAGCGCGCCAAGUACUGGCUUGGUGACCGGGAUGCCGAGAUCGUUGCUCCUUACGAAGACGACGAGGAGGAGCAAAGCGACGGAUUCCUCUGGAAUCGAGGAGCCGAUGGUGAUCUGGUACCCUUUUCCGACGACGACUACACAGAUGAGCGCUUCUUCUACGACGAAGAGGACGAUGACAGCGUUUCCGACCGGAAGAGCCCGGUAAGGCGCAUGAGCGAAGACGUCGUGGCCCACAUGGAGAUCUAA
Molecule: messenger RNA, 1026 nt
Organism: Colletotrichum truncatum
Lineage: Eukaryota; Fungi; Ascomycota; Sordariomycetes; Glomerellales; Glomerellaceae
Biological process (GO): negative regulation of transcription by RNA polymerase III
Cellular component (GO): nucleus
Molecular function (GO): RNA polymerase III core binding
Source: RefSeq, a predicted model, not a curated record